Molecule: messenger RNA, 1107 nt
Organism: Seminavis robusta
Lineage: Eukaryota; Bacillariophyta; Bacillariophyceae; Naviculales; Naviculaceae
Source: the annotation of a GenBank genome assembly
AUGUCAUCUUCAUCCAAGCCUACCAACGUAUCUGCAGAGAUGGGGAGACGGAUGAAUUCCAUUCUGAUGUGUCCAGCCAACAUGGUCUGUGCAGAUUGCCCUUCGUUGCGUCCCCAGUGGGUGUCUUUCCUUUAUGCCCGUGUCCAAGUGGACAAGACUCUGGCAGUGCUGUGCUGUGAUAGCUGCGUCCAGCAUCACUACUUUGAGCUUGGCAAAAAGAGGUGCAUGAUCAAAUCCCUCAAGAUGGUUCAUGAAUGGACCAUGGAAGACGUUCAGACUCUAGAGUACAGUGGCAACGCCUUUGUCAACAAUAUCUUUGAAGGAAACCUUACCUACGAGGACUACAUCAAAACUGAAGUUCUGAAGGAUGAGGAUGAAGAGUUUGACCAGAGAGGACGUUUUAUCAAGAACAAGUACAAACGCCGAAAGUGGCAAGAUGACGUGGAGUAUCACAAGAUGAUGCUUGAGCUUUUGCUGAAGAAGCGGGGUCACCAGUGUGAUCACGAGAACCCCACUACGCAAAGCUCCGACGAACGUCAUGAAGGAGAUGAAGAGUACGAAACCAAAACGGUCAGCCGUCGUGUCAAUCCGCGCUCAAAGAAGAGCCUGCGAGAUCGCAUUGGCGGAAUGCGAAAGGCCAAAAGUGCGGACAUCGCUCCCAGUCGUAAGAGCAAGCGGAACCCUCCGAGGCGCUCUAGUUGCGACAGCACCUCCACGGCUAGCUCCACGGCUAGCGAGAGCAGUGGUGGAAGCAGGUCCAGAAGAAGUAGUCGUGAGAGCAGAGACAGGAGACAACCGUCUCGACGUGAGAUGAGUCGACGUGACGAGCGGUCCUCACGGCGAACCGGACUCAGCCGAUGCGCUUCCGAUCCGACUGCCAUUCAAGAAUCGCGUCUAGAGGCCAGCUGGAGCAAUCUGAGUCGAGGAGGAGGAAGACAACUCGGUCGUUCGAGCUCCCAUGGCAAGCUGCAAAACUCGUUGAGUGUGAUCGAGGCACCCAAGUCCGCAAUGAGGGAACGCAGACUCAAUGCGUUUGCCAAAAUGUUCGUGGUGGCUGUCCCGGCGAGCGACGAUGGCAGGCGCCAGCGCUACAACCAAGCGGCGUAA